Tribolium madens (black flour beetle) is the source of this 2093-nucleotide messenger RNA. RefSeq names its product pickpocket protein 28-like. The record is from RefSeq and is a predicted model, not a curated record. Gene Ontology annotation, biological process: sodium ion transmembrane transport. The transcript has 14 exons. NCBI's taxonomy places the organism in Eukaryota, Metazoa, Arthropoda, Insecta, Coleoptera, Tenebrionidae. Gene Ontology annotation, cellular component: membrane. Gene Ontology annotation, molecular function: ligand-gated sodium channel activity. The coding region runs from base 61 to 1749 and encodes 562 amino acids.
GUAAAGUUUCAAAGGAAUUUAAUCGUUCAGGUUUACCGGAAGAAAAAAAGUGGACGCAGAAUGUACUCGGAGAGUGGCAUAAGACCGAGAAAGAUUCACGGUUGGACACAUCCGAAUUUUUCGUCACCGGUUUUUAGAGUCAAGGAUGAGUUUGCUUUAGCGUUGCCAUUACGAAGCGGCUCAAAACCGAAGAGAAACCACACAGAAGUUGCGAAAAAUUUUCUAAAAGUUGUUUUACACAACGUUGAGAAUUAUUGUGAUAAGAGUACGCUACAUGGGUUGAAAUAUAUCGGGGAUACUUCACUCUCAUUGGCUGAGAGAUUUUUUUGGUCAUUGGCCUUUGUUUCAGCUUUCAUUUUUGCCUGUUAUUACAUUAAUAAUGUUUUCGAAAAAUGGAAUAGUAGUCCGGUUUUAGUAGCCUUUAACCCGACUGAUGCCACUUUUAAUCAAAUUCCUUUCCCAUCAAUUACUAUYUGUAACAUGAAUCAAAUAAAACGGGUCGAAGCUGAACGAAUCCUGAACGAACAAAAUCCAAUUGAGCGACAAUUAUUGAACGAUUAUUGCAACUUUAAGAAUAAUAGUCUUGAAACGUCCACCCAGUCACCAAGUUGGGACAUUACCCAGAAUUUUUUAAUCCGGGUUGGUCAGACUUGUUCCGACACUAUAAAAUCAUGCAUUUGGCAAAACGACAAAAUCAGUUGUGAGGAAUAUUUCAACAAUGAUUUAACAGACGAAGGCCUUUGUUGCUCCUUUAACCGUCUCCCUGCUGAAAAUAUUUUCAAAAAUCCUAACGAUUACACUUACCUCAACCAUACAUUUCCGAAACGAAUUUACGACUGGAGUCCUGAAAAGGGUUUCAAAAAUGACAACGACGGCGAUUUGGGAACUAUUCCCAUCAGACCCAGCGGCUCGGGGACCCAUCUGGGUUUGUCAAUUGUCGUGGACGCCCAAACUGAUAAUUAUUUCUGUUCCUCGACCAACAGUAUCGGAUUUAAAAUUAUGUUAUCGAAUCCGAUUGAGACGCCCAAAAUUCAAGAUUAUGGUUUUUUGGUAAGUCCCGGAGUUGAGGUGCGGUAUGUCAUUCAACCGGAAAUCCGGGAAGCAACUAGGUCGUUGCGGUACGUCGACGUGGGAAAAAGGCAAUGUUUUUUUCAGGACGAACGUCCGUUGAGAUAUUUCAGGAGUUACACGAAACGGAAUUGCAGACUUGAGUGCCAGUCGAAUCACACUUUAAGGAAAUGUGAUUGCAUCCCUUAUUACUUACCAAAAAAUAAAAAUGUUCCUGUUUGUGGCAAACGGGACGAGAAGUGUACAAGUCAGGCCAAAGAGGACAUGGAACUCAUUUAUGGGAACGGUUCGAGUUGUAAUUGUUUGGCAAGUUGUUACGAAAUGAAUUAUGAGGCAAGCGCAACUUCCAGUACGUUGUACCAAAUCUCAAGAAAUCAGAAUUUGGAGAAUGUGACUAAUGAAUAUUUCGUGAAGAACAUGGCCGUGCUUCAUUUCUUUUUCAAAGAAAGUCGAUAUCGACGACAAAUUAAGAGUGAAAUUUACGGUUUCACUGAAGUUUUAUCGAAUGUUGGCGGCCUUUUAGGUCUUUGUCUCGGUUUCAGUAUUUUAAGUUUGAUUGAAAUUUGUUAUUAUUUGAGUUUGAAAAUAUUUUGCGAGUUUAUACAAACCCGGAAAAAGAAACAGAAAAAUAAGGAAACAAACGAAAAUUUUAACAAUAGUGUUAUACCAUUUGUGAGAUAGCAAGAACCGGCUUGCACUGAUAAAUAAAAAGUUAUUUCAGCCCACAAAAUGUCACUUAUAUGGUGUCAAUGAAUUACACAUACAAUAUUUCAAAAAUAAAAAAAUAUAGUGUUCCAUUGGUGGCAUUUUCGUGCAAAAAAUGUGGUCAUGAUGACAUUUGUUAAAUACAACUAAUAGACCUGAUGUAAAAACUACUCCACUCCUAUAAUCAUUAAAAGAAUUACAGGGUGUGCAACGUAUAUUUGUCCACCCAGUAUAUCAAAGGAUGUGUUAUUGUCAAGAUUGAGACUCCUUUACACAUACUUACGAUUAUUAUUUGGCAUAAUAAUAAAACAAUAAAUAUA